AUGACUGCACACGAUUUCCCCAGUGCGCAUGUCGCUGACGCUGCGGGCAUGGACAUGAUACUCGUUGGCGACAGCCUCGCCAUGGUCGCUCUGGGUAUGGAGGACACCAGCGAAGUCUUAGUCGAUGAGAUGCUGCUGCACUGUCGAUCCGUCGCACGUGCCACCAAGGGGGCGUUCACGGUUGGGGAUCUCCCGAUGGGAUCGUAUGAGAUCUCCCCCGAGCAGGGCCUGACAACUGCGAUAAGGUUCAUCAAAGAGGGUCGCAUCCAAGGAAUCAAACUUGAAGGCGGCAAGGAGAUGGCGUCAACAAUCAAGAAGAUCACGCAGGCAGGCAUUCCCGUCCUUGCCCACGUCGGUCUCACGCCGCAACGCCAGAACGCACUCGGGGGGUUCAGAGUCCAGGGGAAGACGUCGAAGGGUGCGAUGAGUGUUCUGGAAGACGCGAUAGCCGUGCAAGAGGCAGGAAGUUUUGGGGUUGUCCUCGAGGCCGUUCCCGCUGAAGUCGCAACCAUCAUCACCCGGAAGCUCUCCAUUCCCACCAUCGGGAUCGGCGCAGGCAAUGGCUGUUCCGGCCAGGUUUUGGUGCAGGUAGACAUGUCCGGAAAUUUCCCUCCAGGUCGCUUCAUUCCCAAGUUUGUCAAACAAUACGGCAACGUGUGGGCCGAGAGCUUCCGAGCGAUUGAGUCAUACAGGGACGAGGUGAAGGGACGACAAUAUCCGGCCCCCGAACACACCUAUCCCAUCCCAAAGGAUGAGCUCGACGCCUUUGCCAAGGAAGUUGAAAAGAUUUGA
This is a messenger RNA of Anthostomella pinea, 792 nucleotides long. NCBI's taxonomy places the organism in Eukaryota, Fungi, Ascomycota, Sordariomycetes, Xylariales, Xylariaceae. The record is from the annotation of a GenBank genome assembly.